UGGCAGUGUGCAUGCGUAUUAAUAGUCGUACUCUUCCGCUCGACCAAAUUAACUUUUCAAAUCCCAAAAGCGAAGGGCAACAAAACCAAAGCCGAAACCCCACGGACGGGAAUCUGCCUUCCCUGCAAUUGCCAGAACCUUCUUCUCUUUCAUUACCUGGAAUCUCUCUCUCCCUCUCUAGUGUAGUAGUUGCAGAGCUCGAAGACAGAAAAGGGCUUUAGUAUUACUGUUUUUGGUGGUUUGAGCUUUGAUGGCGACGGACAAUGGCUUUGAUGGGGGCCCACUUUCAGGAGGGAGUUUUGCUCAGAUGCUUGAAUCUGGUGAUGUGGGUCCCUUUAUAGAGGAGGUCUUAAUCUACCCUUCGUCUUUGCCUGAUGAGACACGCUCGAAGAUGCUGCGUUUCGGGGACGACGGCCGAAACGAAGAGGUGAUGGGUUUUUUCGAAGCAGGGGCGGUGGCCCAGAAAUCUGGAAUUAGCGGUGGAGAUUCUUCUUCGACUUCUUCAAGCAGCGGCUGCAGUUUCUCUAAGUCGAGGAAAGCGAAGAGCGGAGAGGGGAGCAUGGAGGAGAAAAGACGAGUCGGGUCGGGUCCUGACUCUGUUCUCAAGUCGGGGACGGGUUCGGGUUCGCGUGCGUCAGCUGAGAACGGUGGGGAAACGCCUAAGAAGCACAAAACGGAGGUCGCUGCUUCCGCCGGACUAUUGAAAGUGAAGAAGGAGAAGCUGGGAGAACGAAUUACGGCAUUGCAGAAGCUCGUUUCACCCUACGGCAAGACAGACACGGCUUCUGUCCUUCACGAAGCGAUGGGAUACAUCAGAUUUUUGCACGACCAGGUUCAGGUGCUGAGUUCGCCGUACCUGCAGCGUCUACCAUCUUCUGCUCACCUGCAGGAGGGCGGAGAAGCGGUAUCGAAAUACGGACUGAGGAGUCGAGGACUAUGCCUGGUCCCAGUUGAGUCGACCGUACACGUGGCAAAAAGCAACGGCGCUGAUUUCUGGUCGACUGCUAUGGGAAGCCACCCCUCCACUCACUAAAAGCGUUCCUAGACCCUUUUUUUUUUUUACGCCUUUCAUCUUGGGAGAUGAUACGGUAGAACCGUCGGGAAACCAGUCAUGGCAGAGCCAUCUAUCGACCCUACACGUGGUAGUCUAAUGUAUCAAUCAGGACCAUCCAUCUAAUGGGCCCUAUCGUGGAUGGCCCACAGUUCCAAUACGAUGUCUAUCAGACCACUUUCCCUCACUGAACCUCGACCAUCAACCACCUCUGCUAAUUAUGCUAGUUUGAAAGCUGUUAUGUGGUGGUGAGUUGUGCAGGUUAGACCAGAUCCACUGGAUCAUCUCCCGAGUGAAUUUUGAGGGAUUUUGACCACUGCUUCCCUAUUUGCAACAGCAGUAGCUUCCAAAGCUUAAAAAAAAGGCGAAGAAAUUAAAAAGUAUGUAAUGUACAUGCUUAUGAGAAAAAUUAACUGAAUAUCCACACAAAAUCUGUUUUGGUUUUUGAACAUUGACAAGGGAAGGGAAUCCUCUUUGCAUGUCAA
Messenger RNA from Magnolia sinica, 1536 nucleotides. Its product is annotated as transcription factor bHLH154-like. Gene Ontology annotation, cellular component: nucleus. The transcript is spliced from 6 exons. The record is from RefSeq and is a predicted model, not a curated record. Bases 251 to 1033 code for a protein of 260 amino acids. Gene Ontology annotation, molecular function: DNA-binding transcription factor activity, RNA polymerase II-specific; protein dimerization activity; RNA polymerase II cis-regulatory region sequence-specific DNA binding. Gene Ontology annotation, biological process: regulation of transcription by RNA polymerase II. NCBI's taxonomy places the organism in Eukaryota, Viridiplantae, Streptophyta, Magnoliopsida, Magnoliales, Magnoliaceae.